Molecule: messenger RNA, 853 nt
Organism: Daucus carota subsp. sativus
Lineage: Eukaryota; Viridiplantae; Streptophyta; Magnoliopsida; Apiales; Apiaceae
Product: V-type proton ATPase 16 kDa proteolipid subunit
Exons: 3
Coding region: 129-629 (166 amino acids)
Biological process (GO): proton transmembrane transport
Cellular component (GO): membrane; proton-transporting V-type ATPase, V0 domain
Molecular function (GO): proton-transporting ATPase activity, rotational mechanism
Source: RefSeq, a predicted model, not a curated record
UCGAUCCAUAUUAAUACGAUAGACCAUUGUUCUCUUAAAUCAGUAUUAUACUCCCAGAGUCCCAGUACUAAUUUACAAUUACAUACGCACAAAAUCGACCCACAGAUCCGAUCACCAGCUAGCCAAACAUGUCUUCUUCUUCAUUCAGCGGAGACGAAACGGCGCCGUUCUUCGGCUUCCUGGGCGCCGCAGCCGCUCUAGUCUUCUCCUGCAUGGGAGCAGCGUACGGAACCGCCAAGAGCGGAGUGGGAGUCGCCUCGAUGGGAGUGAUGCGACCGGAGCUGGUGAUGAAAUCGAUCGUUCCGGUGGUUAUGGCCGGAGUUUUGGGGAUCUAUGGGCUUAUUAUUGCGGUGAUUAUUAGUACUGGUAUUAAUCCCAAGGCGAAGUCUUAUUAUUUGUUUGAUGGAUAUGCUCAUCUUUCAUCCGGGCUUGCUUGCGGUCUUGCCGGUCUUUCUGCUGGUAUGGCUAUCGGUAUUGUUGGCGAUGCUGGUGUUAGAGCCAAUGCACAACAGCCAAAACUUUUUGUUGGCAUGAUUCUCAUCCUCAUUUUCGCUGAAGCUUUGGCUUUAUAUGGCCUUAUUGUUGGAAUCAUCCUCUCAUCCAGAGCUGGUCAGUCUAGAGCGGAUUAAGUGUUUUCCAGCUACCAGAGAAUAGGUUGGUUUAUCUAUUAACUAGUGCUGCUAUGGUGAGUAUUUGAACUCAAUGGAUAUUUCUUUGUUAUAGGAAGUAUUUGCUGUUGCUCGGAUUGUAAAUUAGGGGUAUUCUUGAAUAAUGUUUGCCUACGGUCUCUUUCACAGGACUAGUUUUGUUCUCUUUGUAUGUUAUCCUUUAAAUGGAUUCAUCUUCUUCUCAA